Archocentrus centrarchus (flier cichlid) is the source of this 431-nucleotide messenger RNA. Its product is annotated as dromaiocalcin-1-like. The transcript is spliced from 2 exons. The coding region runs from base 1 to 381 and encodes 126 amino acids. NCBI's taxonomy places the organism in Eukaryota, Metazoa, Chordata, Actinopteri, Cichliformes, Cichlidae. The record is from RefSeq and is a predicted model, not a curated record.
AUGGCUUCCAAAAACUGUGACACCCAGCUUCCCUUCAUUUGCUAUGGGGGCAACCUGGUCCUGAUAGAGGAGAACAAGACCUGGGAGGAGGCGCUGGAACACUGCCGAGCCCUUAGUUAUGACUUGGUCAGCGUGCAGCGAGAAGACUACAACAUCCUCAUGGAGGUAGUCUCAGGGGCCAACACUGAGGAGGUGUGGACAGGGCUGCGAUUCCUGGCUGGUAAAUGGCUGUGGGUGAACGGAGCAGAUAUGAUGUACUCUGACCUGCCCCUCUGCCCCGGCAUGGUGCAGCGCUGUGGAGUCUUAACCAAGACUGGCACCGGCAGACUAGAGACCAGAGACUGCUCAGAGAGAAAAAACUUUCUUUGUUAUAUAAAGUAGGCCUCCUGACAUCACUGCUUGUGUCUUGCAGCUUCCAUCAACCAUUUUAA